AUGGCACCCACAACCUUCUCCAGAUCUCACUGCAAGCUGCAAGAUGCCCGCGCUCUGGUCAUCGGCGGCUCUUCUGGAAUCGGGUUCGGCGUAUGCGAGGCACUGCUACAACAUGGCGCCUACGUCUUUCUAUGUUCUUCCCAACCGCACCACAUCUCCAACGCCGUACAAAGGCUCCUUUCGAAAUUUCCCCUUGCCGAGGGACGCCUAGAAGGCAUUGUGUGCGACCUGAGCAGCGCAGAAAAGGUCGAAACGCAAGUCCAAGGUCUUUUCGACACGAUAGCUGCCAAAGGAGUGAUUUUGGACCACGUUGUUUACACGGCGGGAGAUGAUAUCACGCUUGGAAACAUCGAAGAGUUUAAGCUCGCGGAGAUACAGAAGGCUGGAAUGGUCCGUUUCUUCGGCCCUUUACUGGUAGCCCAGCACUUAUCCAGGGCGAUGACCCAAAGUACGGCCUCCUCCUUCACCAUAACCACCGGUGGCUUACACCAACGACCUCGCAAAGGCUGGGCCAUUAUGAUGUCCUAUCUCUCAGGCCUCGAGGGCAUGACGAGAGCCUUGGCGCGAGAUCUAGCUCCUGUUCGAGUCAACCUGGUAGGGCCAGGGCCCGUAGACACUGAGAGGUGGUAUUCACACCGAGAGACAGCUGAUGUGGACGACUUGAAGCGUAGUCUGGCGCGUGCUACUGUCACGAGCCAGAUUGCGGAUGUGCAGGACGUGGUGGAGGCUUACUUGUAUUUGAUGAAGGACAAGAAUAUGACUGGCGGGAGUGUGUAUACUAAUGGAGGUGCGUUGCUCGCGUAG
This is a messenger RNA of Zasmidium cellare ATCC 36951, 804 nucleotides long. RefSeq lists its product as uncharacterized. The record is from RefSeq and is a predicted model, not a curated record. NCBI's taxonomy places the organism in Eukaryota, Fungi, Ascomycota, Dothideomycetes, Mycosphaerellales, Mycosphaerellaceae. Bases 1 to 804 code for a protein of 267 amino acids. The transcript has a single exon. Gene Ontology annotation, molecular function: oxidoreductase activity.